AUGUCUGUUGCGACGAUGCUCCAACCUGCGUCCAGACAAUCGAGAGCAUCUUCUUCCUCAUCCUCCUCGUUUCAACCCGUCGCACGACAAAACACAAUGUCGUCCCACGAUACGCGGUCGCUCCGCCAAUCCAAGCGGAUGUCCGUCACAGCCUUGUACCUGUCCAUGUCCGCAAAGGACAGGGAUUUGGAGAUUUCCGAUGACUUGGCGCGAGCACAGAAGCAUCUGCGAGAUCUGAAAUCAAGGAUCUCCUCCCAAUCGAAAAAGAACUUUGUGUUGGAAAAGGAUGUGCGAUACCUCGAUUCACGAAUCGCAUUGCUGAUUCAAAACCGAAUGGCCUUGGAAGAGCAAAAUGAAGUCGCUAGCCACUUGGAUGAUACCGCAGACCCGCAAGAAGGUUUCUUCCCGAACGACGAACGAACCCAGAAAUAUGGAAACCUGCUAUUCCUCCUGCAAUCCGAACCCCGCCACAUCGCUCACCUGUGCCGACUCGUUUCUAUGGCCGAGAUCGACUCGCUCCUCCAGACGGUCAUGUUUACCAUCUACGGAAACCAAUACGAGAGCCGUGAGGAGCACCUCCUGCUUACUAUGUUCCAGUCCGUCCUCACAUACCAAUUCGACAACACGCCCGAAUACUCGUCUUUGCUGCGCCAGAAUACCCCCGUUUCCCGAAUGAUGACCACAUACACGCGCCGAGGCCCCGGCCAGAGUUACUUGAAGCAGGUCCUCGCGGAUCAGAUCAAUGCGCUGAUUGAGCUGCGAGACGUGGACUUGGAGAUCAAUCCAUUGAAAGUCUACGAGAGCAUGAUCAAGCAGAUUGAAGAAGAAACCGGUUCCUUGCCAGACUAUCUAGCCCGGUCUGUUACCGCCGAGGAUGCCGCCGAAAACGCCCAGGUUCAGGCCAUCAUUGCGCCGCGUCUCAAAAUGCUGACGGACAUUGCCAAUGGAUUCAUCACAACCAUCAUUGACUCCGUAGAUGAGGCCCCGUACGGAAUUCGAUGGAUCUGCAAGCAGAUUCGCAGUCUCUCGCGCCGCAAGUACCCCGACGCCCAGGACCAGACCAUUUGCACCCUGAUCGGUGGUUUCUUCUUCCUGCGCUUCAUCAACCCGGCGAUUGUCACACCGCGCUCCUACAUGCUCAUCGAUGCCACUCCCACCGACAAGCCCCGCCGCACCCUCACUCUAAUCGCGAAGAUGAUCCAGAACCUGGCAAACAAGCCUUCCUACGCCAAGGAGCCCUACAUGGCCAGUCUGCAGCCCUUUAUUCAACAGAAUAAGGAGCGUGUCAACAAGUUCCUGCUCGAUCUGUGUGAGGUGCAGGACUUCUACGAGAGUCUUGAAAUGGACAACUACGUGGCUUUGUCCAAGCGCGAUCUGGAGCUCCAAAUCACUCUCAACGAAAUGUACGUCAUGCACGGUCUGUUGGAAAAGCACACUGCGGCCCUUGCCCAGGAUCAGUACUCCCACCUAUCUGUCUUACUGCAAGAAUUGGGUGGUGCUCCCCCUCAGGUUCCCCGCAAGGAGAACCGCACCAUUACCGUUCCAUUGUUCAGCAAGUGGGAAACCGCCUUGGACGAUUUGACCGCUGCUCUCGAUAUCACACAGGAGGAGGUGUUCUUCAUGGAGGCCAAGUCGACCUUUGUCCAGAUUCUUCGAUCUCUUCCACAGAACACAUCUGUCGCCCGUCGCCCUCUGCGCCUCGAUCGCAUUGCCGAGGCUGCGGCAACUUUGAAGAACGACGCCGUUAUGGUACGCAAGGGUAUUCGUACCAUGGAGCUUCUGAGCCAAUUGCAAGACAUGGGCGUGAUUGAUCGCUCCGACGAGUUCAGUCUUCUCCGCGACGAGGUGGAGCAGGAAUUGGUGCAUCUAGGUUCUCUCAAGGAGAAGGUGUUGGACGAGACGCGCAAGCUCGAAGAGGUCUUUGCCACCAUCCGCGACCACAAUGCCUAUCUGGUCGGUCAAUUGGAGACCUACAAAUCCUACCUUCACAACGUGCGCAGCCAGUCCGAGGGUAAGACUCGUGUCGGCAAGACUCCAAAGAAUCAAGAGCUUGGACCGUACAAGUUUACCCACCAGCAACUUGAGAAGGAAGGCGUCAUUCGACGCAGUAAUGUCCCGGAGAAUCGACGAGCCAACAUUUAUUUCAUGUUCAAGAGUCCCUUGCCGGGAACCUUCGUGAUCAGUCUCCAUUACAAGGGACGUGCCCGUGGACUACUCGAGCUUGAUCUCAAGCUCGAUGAUCUAUUAGAAAUGCAAAAGGACAACCUCGAAGACCUCGACCUGGAAUACGUCCAGUUCAAUGUGACCAAGGUUCUUGCGCUCCUCAACAAACGAUUUGCACGCAAGAAGGGGUGGUAA
Penicillium brevicompactum is the source of this 2358-nucleotide messenger RNA. RefSeq names its product Ras GTPase activating protein IRA2. Gene Ontology annotation, cellular component: cell cortex. Gene Ontology annotation, biological process: regulation of GTPase activity; regulation of actin cytoskeleton organization. Bases 1 to 2358 code for a protein of 785 amino acids. The transcript is spliced from 4 exons. The record is from RefSeq and is a predicted model, not a curated record. Gene Ontology annotation, molecular function: protein binding; GTPase activator activity. NCBI's taxonomy places the organism in Eukaryota, Fungi, Ascomycota, Eurotiomycetes, Eurotiales, Aspergillaceae.